AUGCCACUAGUCCCCUUCAAUCUCACCAACACUAGCUACAGCACUGCACCACCAGUCCCCUUCAAUCCUGCCAACACUAGCUACAGCACUGCACCACCAAUCCCCACAGAUCUUGGACAUCUGAUGGGUUCAAUGGCAUAUCUGUAUUCACCCCCAAACUUUGAUUAUGCACCAUCAGCCCUUGUCACAAGACAGCUACACCACUUAUCAUCCCACAUCUUUCCAUAUUCCACUCAAACACAAUGCAUUGGGCACAUUGAAAGGCCCCUUCGAGGUGGAGAGGAAGCAUCCAACCAGCAUUUUGUCAUCUCCAGGCAAUCUGUUAUUCAACAAGUUGUUCAAACAAUGCAGAUACAUCCAACACCAGAUGCUAGCAGCUCAGCCACUAUCAACCCAGGACUUCAAGCAGCUGACAUCAGCAUUGCUGCAUUGCAGGAAACCAUGUUAGGCCGCACUGGAGGCAACUGGUUAAAGAACCAACAUAAUGACCUCACAGUUCCAGUACAAAGGCACAGUGAAGAGGUGCAGCUAUGCAAAGACUGGAUCCUGUACCUCCUUAAAGAUUUCAUGUGGCUAGAUGAAACUAAAAUGGUACAAAUCCUUUCUCUGUUUGAUUAUGCAGCCAAUAAUAGCAUCGCUGUGGUUCCCUUUGGCCACCCUGCACUUGUACAACUCGUCCUCAAUCUCCUGUGGGGAGAGAAGCAGUAUUGUAGGUUUGUCAACAUUGAGCAAAGGGACCUCAAAGUGGUGAUUGCCCUUGCAACUGGUACUCAGAGAAUAUUCCAGUGGAAUGUUUUUGGCACUUGA
This is a messenger RNA of Pisolithus orientalis, 807 nucleotides long. RefSeq lists its product as uncharacterized. The transcript has 7 exons. NCBI's taxonomy places the organism in Eukaryota, Fungi, Basidiomycota, Agaricomycetes, Boletales, Pisolithaceae. Bases 1 to 807 code for a protein of 268 amino acids. The record is from RefSeq and is a predicted model, not a curated record.